Rotaria sp. Silwood1 is the source of this 1437-nucleotide messenger RNA. NCBI's taxonomy places the organism in Eukaryota, Metazoa, Rotifera, Eurotatoria, Philodinida, Philodinidae. The record is from the annotation of a GenBank genome assembly.
AUGGUGAUUUUACUGAUUAACAAUCGUGACGGUGGUGGUUUUUCAUCCAUUAUUUAUCCUGGUGAUUAUAUCUAUUUUUCAUUAAUUAAUAUUCUUGGUGGUUAUAUUUAUUGUACAUCUAUUAAUAUUCUUGGCGAUAGUAGUGAAUUUUCACUUAUUAUUAAUCCUGGUCAUAGUAUUUGUUGUGAUCUGUUAAUAUUCUUGGUGGUUCGUCUUGCAGUCGAAAUGACAAAUAUUUAUUGUGCAAGUAAAAAUUUGUUUAUCAAGAUAAACAUACCUAAUGUACCAAAACCUUCGUUCGUAUGGAAUUAUUUCGGUUAUUUGUACAAAAAGCCGAAUGAGUCAGUUGAUAAUGAACAUGUUUAUUGCAAAAUUUGUUUUGACAAGUUGAAAGAUGAUCAACCUGAUAUUAAUUUUUUUUCAAUUAGAAAACUUAUUGGCAUUUAUAGCAAUACAAGUGGUACAGGAAAUAUGAAAAAUCAUUUACUAUCAGUCCACCAAGUAAAAGAACCACAACAAACAAAAAUAACAAAUCAACAUAUUCUUUCCAUGUUUUCUCGUGAUCGUCAUUCAACAAAAUCUUCACAAUUAAAACAACAACUAGGACAUCAAUUAGCAUUAAUGUGUUGUAGAGAUCUUUUACCAUUUUCUAUAGUUGAAAAUGAGGGUUUUCAAGAUUUUCUGAUUUCCAACAAAGUUGUUUCUUCAAAGUCUGAAAUCCCUUCACGUACCACAUUAUCACCUAUAAAUCUCAAUAAAAUUUACGAUGUAUAUUAUCAAAAAAUGAAAGAAAUAUUAAAAUUAUCAAUAAAAUUUCCUACCAUAACUUGUGAUACAUGGUGUGAUAAAUAUAAGCAUCGUUCAUACAUUUGUUUUACAAUACAUUAUCUUGAUUCAAAUUUACAAUACCACCACUAUAGUUUGAAAACACAACCAUUUGAUGAAUCUCAUACAGGUGAAGCUAUAAAAGAUCUUGUUUUAGUUGUUUCUGAUCAAGGUUCAAACAUGCGUAAAGCAUGGAAAUUAUUAAAUGUAAUACAUACAUUUUGCAUUGGUCAUGGUAUUCACAAUUGGUUAAUGAAAGACUCUUUUCCUCAUAUGAUUUUAGUACCAGAUUUAUUAGAUAAAGUUCAAAUGAUAAUUAAUAAGCUUCGUUAUCGUCAACAUGAACUUGAAAAUGAAUUUUUUCGAUCUAAUGAAAUGAUAAACCAGGAUUUAUUUACAACAUUAAAUGAUGUUGGUGAAAUAUUAGAUGCAGAUAUUGCUUCAUCAAAUAUUGAUGUUGAAAAUUUGGAAACAUUGAACGAGGAUAUUAUAAUUAAUAAUUUAGAUGAAUCCUUGUUAUCUGAUGAUUUACAAUUUAAUUCAAAACAAAUGCAACGUGCAAUAAAAUCGAAUAAUUUAAUUUUUCCCUCGACUGUAGGGAGGGUCAUAUGA